Messenger RNA from Paramacrobiotus metropolitanus, 3145 nucleotides. Its product is annotated as kinesin-like protein KIF9. The transcript is spliced from 16 exons. Gene Ontology annotation, cellular component: microtubule; kinesin complex. The record is from RefSeq and is a predicted model, not a curated record. Gene Ontology annotation, molecular function: ATP hydrolysis activity; microtubule binding; ATP binding. Gene Ontology annotation, biological process: microtubule-based movement. NCBI's taxonomy places the organism in Eukaryota, Metazoa, Tardigrada, Eutardigrada, Parachela, Macrobiotidae. The coding region runs from base 1 to 2823 and encodes 940 amino acids.
AUGGCAGCUGCUGCAUCAUCCCCAAACAAGAAAUGUGUGAACAAAGUGCUGUGGAAUAUUUUACACUCGAAAUCACAACCCCUACGUGCACCGAAGAAAAAACCCUUCAAACGCCUGCCACACAUUCCCAGAAAAAAUUUUUCGGACAGGAAGAAUGUCGUGAUAGCCGCGAGCGGGAAUUACAACGUCUUGUGCCGCAUACGUCCAAGUACCCAUUUUGAUCCAAGGGCGCUGGUAGUUGACGACAAGGAAAAAAUCAUUCGCAUUGCACCUCCAUCUAAGCCCUAUAGCGACCCGUCCGGGGUUUCUGAGGUUGUGUUUCGUGGCAUACAGUGCGUGUAUGGCGGAACGCAGCGGCAGAUAUACAAUGACGUUUUGAAGCGACAUUUUAUCGACGCCCUGGAUGGGUUCAGCAGCGUCGUACUACUGUGUGGAGCAAAUAAUAGUGGCAAAACAUUUUCCGCUGUUGGGGAAGAGAAUUUCGAUUUCCGCGGAAUGAUUCCUAGGGGAAUACAGGACGUUUUCAGCGAAAUACACGGUCGAAACGCUGAUUAUGACGUAAGCAUAAGCAUGUCCUGUUUUGAUAUGAUUGGAAACACCUUAGUGGACCUUCUGGCUGCAGAAGCCGUGGGAACGAUGACCAUCCGGAGUUAUCAUAACCUGAGCUAUGUGAAGGAAGUCGGUUAUACCCGUGUACGCGAUGAAGAAGAAGCGCUGUUUGCUUUGUACACGGCGAUUCAUAACCGGAAACGGUUUUUUAAGCGAUUUCGGAAUGGACCACCCGUGGAGUAUCACAGCAUCUACAAUUUCUUUAUUCAGACAGAAUCGAAACUGUUGACCAUUCCAACAUUCAAAGUUUCAAAGGUCAGCAUCAUCAGACUGGGAAGCUUUACCAGCCUUCAGGACAAGCCGCAUAUUUCAAUGGAGCAGCAUGGGAUGUUGCUGGAUAUGAACAAAACAUUGGGACAUUUGGAACAAGUGAUCAAAUCGCGAACACAGAAACACAACGGAGCGCAUUCCGUUUCUUGUCGUCAAACUCGACUAGCGCAUUUAAUGCAAGACAUUCUAACAAAAAGAUCGUCAAGCGUUUAUGUGAUGGCCUGCAUUUCCGGUGACGCAGCAUUCCUUAAAGAAUCGUUAGCGACACUGCAGUUUGCAUCGCGACUAUCGGGUAUUAAUUGCUCGCCCGCCGAACACAGCAUAACUGAUCCAAAAAAAUUCAACACCUACCUGAAAGAAGAAGCGGAAAUGCUGAAAAUGGAACUGCGAAUGUAUGACUUGUUGAAUGGUCGAGAAGCUUUGGAUUAUUCGCUUAAAUCAAAAAACAGGGAUGUCUUCCAUACUGCACGGGAAGUCAAGAACUUCGUGGAAGGUCGCAUCGCUAUGCCGAAAUUUGCAACCUUAAAACAACUAGAGGAGUUUAUGGGUUUACUCAAAAGACUGGCAAAAGACGGUGACAUUCCCACUGAUCCACCGGAUAUGCUGGACUUGCCCAAUCGAGAAACCACUCAGAUUGGCGUUCUUGAAAUCGAUGCAGAUGGGAAGUCAAGUCCACCAAAAGAACUGCUAGAUAUCGAGGGAGUGGGCGAUUUGGACGAACGGGAAGGAACCGGCGUUGGCACACCCGGCAGCACUGUCAAGGGAAAAAAUGUAAAACCUCUGAUGAAGAAGAAAAAAGACGACAAAAAAGAAGAGAAGACUAAACUGGAAAAGAUGAGUGUGGUUACGCCGAAAAAGAACGGGAAGGAGAAUACGUCAGGAAAGAAGAAAGAACGUGAGGCAUCUAAAGAUGCUAGUGCCAUUUCGCCGGGAGGAGAUGUUCCAGUGGAAUCCCAGCGGAAGGGUGAGACUAACAACAAGACCGAUCAGAAGCCGACUGAUACCGGAGCCGAAUCACCGAAGCUGGACUCUUCGCCGGAAAUUCGGCAAGGUUUACCGGACAAAAAUGCAGUAGAUGUGGCUACGCCUGGCGUUGCCAGUAAUGGCAAUCCUGCGCCGAAAUGCUUUACCAAAUCAGAAGCUUUUCAAGCGUUUGCACAGGACGUGCCAAGCGCUAUGUUUCUUAAAUCCGAGAUCACAAAAACGCGCGCAAACCUAAUUCAAAGCGAAAAAGAUGCGGAAGCAUUAGUCGACGCGCUCAACAAAUGGAUCGACGAGUUGGAAACCGCUAAGACUAAUUACGAUCGGUUGAGAUCUGAUCGGUUGAUGUAUCGCCCGCAAAAUACCGGAGAAACACCGGUUGUGACCUUCGAAGAAUUCAAAAAUAACAAGAAAAUCAAGUAUCUACGAAACCUAAUUGAAACAGGAUACAAAGAUAUCGAGAGUGCGAAGAAUCAACUAUCUGAUUUACGCGAAAACCUAUCGAACCAUCGGAAAAAAAUGUUUUACGAAUUCGAAGACUGGUUUUCCCGUACAUAUGUUGAGCUCUCUGCAAAACCGGUCACAAUGGAAACACCUGAUUUACCUGCCAACAAUAAUAUCGCGGUCACAGCAGACGGUCCCCAGACUAAUGCGGAGUUGGAACAUUCUGGCAAAGCUUCGAAGCAAACAAGCAGUCGUGAUCCACAGAUUUUCUGUUUACGCGAGCACCCGUUUGCCAGUGUAGCGGAACGCUACAGACAUGAACUAGCCGAACUGGAAGAUCGCCAUCCCGAAGCAGUUGUUUUCAAUCGGGCGCUUAAUCGCGUUCGAGCCGCGGCCAGAAUUCGCCAGCAGAAUCACGGAGCAUUCAUGGCCAAUGGACAUAGCAAAUUGCAGCUGGACUCCAGUCUGAAAAUUGGUGAAAUCACAACUUUGCCGUCAACGCUUGCUCAUACAUCGUGAAAGAUUUCUUCAGAUCGUCAUCUGGCCGAGUGCUGUGGUACACGGGCAAAACAGUGGAGCAAAAAAGAACCGCUCAAGCAGCCAUAAUUCGGAAAACAGUUAGAAGCAAAAAAACGAGAAAAUUACGAAGGACGUAUGACAGAUAACGUGCAAAUGGUACAAAUUAUUUUGAUAAUCCGGGUAAAGCGAUAAGUUAACCCUUGAGUUUACGAUAUGGAUAAUAAACCACGGCAAGGGCAGACUCGCGCUUUCCUUCGCUCUAAAUUCCAAAGUGUUGCCCAUAAAAUGAGCGAAUCCUCGUUAAGCCAUCCGGUUGUACGAA